This is a messenger RNA of Planococcus citri (citrus mealybug), 1015 nucleotides long. RefSeq lists its product as uncharacterized. The coding region runs from base 24 to 893 and encodes 289 amino acids. The transcript has 5 exons. NCBI's taxonomy places the organism in Eukaryota, Metazoa, Arthropoda, Insecta, Hemiptera, Pseudococcidae. The record is from RefSeq and is a predicted model, not a curated record.
AUUUUGAGAAUAUUACGUCUCCCAUGUUAUAUUGGAAAACCUUACAUAUUGUUGUAUUGUGUUGUUCAUUCGAGACAGUCAUUUUUCUUUACGUGAGUGGUCAAGUUGGAUUUAAUUUUUUCACCAUGAAAUUAUUUUUGCUCGUGGUUUGUGCUUUGGCAUUUUUUGAAAGUUCUGUGUUCGGUGGUCCCGUUCUAAAUAAAGAUGGUAUUGUCGGUGUCAGUCAAAAAAACCUCCAGGAAUACAUAACCAAAGCUCUUAAAGGAUUCAAAAAUGUAAUGUUGAAAGGAGACGCAGAACUGAAUUAUCCUAUUAUGGAGCCGUAUAAAUUAGGAAACGUUAACCAGGAUUUUAUAGAUCCGUCUGGAAAAAACAAACACAGCGUCAAAGUUGGCUUUAAGGACGCCGUUUUACACGGACUUUCGAAUUAUGAGAUAGGUGGGGUGGAAGCGAGCGCUAAAGAUAUGCGAUUCAGUUUCGCUCUGACUUUCUCCAAUCUAGAAACUGAAAUGCCCUACACAUUAGAUGGAUACAUAUUCAAAGGCAUGAUGCCUAUGUAUGGCGAAGGUCUUCUCAAGCUCUCCGCUCCCGAGCAACAGUUUUAUGUUACGAUUGAUUUGGGUAUCGAGAAAGGAUUAAUUAUGCUUGAAAAUUUACUUCUUCAUCGAGACAGUUCCAAUAUAAAUGCUAAAGUCACUGGUCUGAUGGAUCUAAAGGAUGAUUUUGCUGACUACGUGCUGGAUGACAUUUUGGACAAUAUUGUGAAGAAACAUGGUAACAAUGCAUUGAAAAACUACAUCAGUGACCUCAUCGAAAAGACGGUUGGUGGAAUGACCACAGAUGAGUUUUUCAAAUUCCUCGAUCAUUUUGUCGAAAAGUUUGAUGAAAAGUGAAUGAAUUCUCGUUGAAAUGUUUAUUUGUGAAGAGAAUGGUAUGCAAUAAGUUGAAUGCCUUUAUUUCAUAACUAUUUUUAAACUAUGAAUUUCAAACAAAAAUAUAUUUUGUGAAAUUGAAA